Molecule: messenger RNA, 788 nt
Organism: Calliphora vicina (urban bluebottle blowfly)
Lineage: Eukaryota; Metazoa; Arthropoda; Insecta; Diptera; Calliphoridae
Product: UDP-glycosyltransferase UGT5-like
Exons: 2
Coding region: 192-788 (198 amino acids)
Molecular function (GO): UDP-glycosyltransferase activity
Source: RefSeq, a predicted model, not a curated record
GGCCCACUAUUGGCGGUAUGGUACCUAUUGGAGGCAUGCACAUCUAUCCACCCAAGCAACUGCCUCAAGAUAUAAAAACUUUCUUAGAUGGAGCAGAAAAUGGUGCCAUAUAUUUCAGUUUGGGCAGCAACGUUCAAUCCAAAGAUAUGCCUGCUGAAAAACUGAAAAUCUAACUGGAAGUAUUUGCCUCUAUGAAACAGCGCAUUUUGUGGAAAUUUGAAAAUGAAACUAUUGCAAAUCUGCCCAAAAAUGUCAUGAUCAAAGCCUGGCUACCACAAGCCGAUAUAUUGGCUCAUCCCAAUGUCAAAGUAUUCAUUACUCAUGGUGGUUUGUUUGGCACCCAAGAAGGUGUUCACUAUGCCGUACCCAUGUUGGGUAUGCCCAUCUAUUGUGAUCAACAUUUAAAUAUGCGCAAAGCUGUACAAUCCGGUUAUGCCAUCAAUUUGCAUUUCCCCGAGAUAACCAAAGAAAUAUUGAAGGAAUCGCUAGAGAAAUUACUACACGAUCCCUAUUAUCGUAACAACAUCAAUAGAAUUUCGAGCAUAUUCCAUGAUCGUCCUGUGGGUGCUCGAGAAACAGCCAUGUAUUGGAUAGAGUAUGUGAUACGUCAUAAUGGAGCUACGCAUUUAAGAUCGGCCGGUUUGGAUCUUAAGUGGUAUCAGUUCUACUUAUUAGAUGUCAUUGCCUUUGUUGUGGGUUGUAUUGUUUUGACGUUGGCAUUGUCUUGGUUUGCAUUGCGUAUGAUUUUAUAUCGUAAGCCCAAACAUGUGAAAUCUAAGACACAGUAG